AUGAGGGAUAAGAUUGCGCUUGAUCCGGUACAAUAUCGCGCCGCUAUAACGCAGUACGAGUCGAGAACGGCGAAGUCUUACGAAUACUUAAGGAAUCACGGUGCUUACGACAGCUCUGAGUGGCGAGGAGUCACUAUUUGCUGCAUGGCUCGCGUGCAAACCGACGUCGAACAAGAAACUGCUGGAACAGAUGAAGCGUCCUUCAUACUCGACUGUUCCUGGUGCUAUGACCGGUUCAUUCUUCGAGGCUGCCAAAUGAUGACCUCUGCAGUUAACGAAUACAUGAAGGCGCGUGUCGCGCAACGCUUCCAAGCUACUAGAGGUGGAACCGAAUACCCAUGGCUAAAGAGGAAACACACAGGGGGGAUUUGGGGUCAUAAGGUUGAAUGGACGAGGCAAGGGCGUUGUUGGACAAUCGGGGAGCGAGAAGAGCUUGCCACAGGACUCAAGGCAGCGUGGAAACAUUGUUCCCGGAUGGCUCUUCAGUUCAGCGAAUGA
Messenger RNA from Xylaria bambusicola, 498 nucleotides. RefSeq lists its product as uncharacterized. The record is from RefSeq and is a predicted model, not a curated record. The transcript is spliced from 4 exons. Bases 1 to 498 code for a protein of 165 amino acids. NCBI's taxonomy places the organism in Eukaryota, Fungi, Ascomycota, Sordariomycetes, Xylariales, Xylariaceae.